Adineta steineri is the source of this 1629-nucleotide messenger RNA. The record is from the annotation of a GenBank genome assembly. NCBI's taxonomy places the organism in Eukaryota, Metazoa, Rotifera, Eurotatoria, Adinetida, Adinetidae.
AUGGCGUUAAAUUUAAUGAACAGUAGUGAUCAUGAUUGUGGUGAUCAUUUUACUGACAAUUCGCCAAUAGUUAAAUUAAGAUUUUCACUAUCUGUAACUAUAUUAAUAUAUAUUAUUUAUUUACUCCCAUUUUGUUUUGGUGUAUUUGGAAAUAUAAGCGUAUGUCUUAUAUUUUUUCAACAAAAAAAAUUACGAUCAAUUACAAAUACAUUUUUAAUGAAUCUUUGUUUAAAUGAUUUAAUUGUUCUAUGUGUAUCUAUUCCAAUGACAAUAUCUGCUGCAUUACUUGAACAUUGGGUAUUUGGAGCAUUUCUUUGUAAAUUUGUUCAUUUUACUCCAACAUUAACAGCACUUGUAUCAACAUUUACUGUUGCUAUUAUCGCUGUUGAACGUUGGUUUUUUAUUGUUAUUAAAAAAAAAUUCGACCGACGUUGUACUAUUAUAAUACUUAUUCUACUUUGGAUGGUCUCAAUAUUAAUAGCUAUACCAGAAUUUAUUGCUCGAGAAGUCCAGGUAAUCCCUGAACCACCUCCCAUGCCAUCAUUUCCCAUUUCACAAAUUAAUUCGUCAACAAAUGAAUCAACUCACAAUCAUAUAGCAGCUUUAGCAAUGCUGCAUAUGGAUAAAUGUAAUAGGAGACAAGUUCAUUAUUGUCUUUCCGAUCCUAAUGUAUGGAUGCGUACAUUUUCAUAUAUCGUUAUAAUUGUACAAUAUUUAGUACCAUUUUUAUUUGUAUCUGUGAGUUGUUAUUCAAUAAGUCGUUUUCUUAAACGACGUAUGAAACAAAUGCGUGUAUAUCAAACAUAUCGUCCAACAAAUGUUAAUAAUAAUAAUAAUAAUAAUAAUAAUAAAAAAAACAAUAAACGACAAAAAAAAGACUCUAAACUACAACCACUCGAUGAAAUAACUGAACAUGAAUCUGCAAGUUGCGAUGAAGUAUCUGUAACAAUAGUUCCAAAUGAAACGAAAGCAAAUCAUAUAUUAACACGUUUUCGUAAUACAUUUCAUCAACAUGAACAUUAUCAAGAUACAAUUGUUUUAGAUAGACAAGAUCAUCGUUCAUCAUCUUCUUCUUUUGUUGGAACAUAUAUAGUGCCAACACCUCGAAGUCAAUCACAUAGUGAACGACGUUUUCAUCGUAGUAAAAAAUUAUUAAUAUGUGUUGCUGCUCUUUUUACUAUUUCAUGGUUACCAUUAACUGUUCUACAAAUUUAUUUAGAACACAAUGAAGCAAUUCUACUCAAUGAUUCAGAUUUUGUUUAUGGAUAUUUAUUAAUACCUUCAUAUUUAAUAUCAUCAUUAUCAGCUUGGAUGAAUCCUGUUAUUUAUAAUUAUAUUAAUCGUAGUUUUCGACGAGAAUUUUAUGCACUUUACCCAUGCUGUUAUAGAUUAACAUCAUCGUCAUCCUCCUCCUCAUCAACAAAAACAACAACAACUGCUUCAAGAGCAGAAUUAACAUCAGUUAUACCCAAUAGAUUAGACAGGCAACAAUUGAACGAUAUAGAUGAAGAAGAUGCAAGUGUUGUAUUACCUCGUACAACGAAUAAAUCAACAACACGUUUUGUAACUUUUGCUGAUAUAGAAAAAAAAGGAAAACCAUCACUAACAAUGAUUAAUGAACAUAUAUGA